This is a messenger RNA of Striga asiatica, 2078 nucleotides long. NCBI's taxonomy places the organism in Eukaryota, Viridiplantae, Streptophyta, Magnoliopsida, Lamiales, Orobanchaceae. The record is from the annotation of a GenBank genome assembly.
UUAGCAACUCAUCAGCAAGUGAUGCAUUUCUUUCCUCGUCCUUUGAUCCUUUCAUUCUUUGUUCCGUAUCGUUGGCGAUUGAGGGACCACAAGCUGAGAUUGUGGUUCAAAUUUGUUCAAUCUUUUCUCCAUGGUCCGCAUCACUUCCAACCUCAAAGUCUUACCUACCCUCACUCUUUUCUCCGCCUCGCUCCUCCCUCAUGUGCUCAGUUUCAAGCGAGGCUUCAAUUAUUUAAGGAAAUUCUAUCUUCAGUGAUUCUCAACUGAAGCCAAGCUCACCUGAAAGUAGAAUUUCCUGUGGUUCUAAAUCAUGGCCAAACUAAAUGGGGUCAUUUAUUCAUCAGAAAAAUUGCCUCACCUCCCUAAGUUAUCCACCAAAACACAGCGAGUCAGUCAUAAACAGAGCAGUUUACAUCACUCAGCAUCAAAACUGAAGUUCUCUUCCAAGGGAUUGUGGCCUUAUGGUAGAAAAAUAUAUUCAGAUACUCUCAUUGGAUCUCGAGGAUCUCCUUUGGUAUGUCAAUCAACCGAAACACACAAUACAGAAACAAGAAAACGGAUGGGACACUUUGGUGAUUGUUCAAAUACCUCAAGCACACAUGGCGAAGAUGAGAGUUCCAUGGAGACUGUGAAAAACAUAUCUUCUGGUCUAGGAUUGGCUGAAGCAUGCAAAUAUGUUUCUAAUGAUGCAAAAUUCGUGAAUGAAAGGGCUAGAAGUGACAUUGUACUUCUUUCACGAGGCAUUAUGAAAUUGGAUGCCCGUGCACGGCAAGAUGUUGCUUUUCUUGGUUCUGAGUUUCUCAAGCUUGAUGCACGAGCCAAGGAAGAUACUGUAAAGGUCGAUCAUAAUGUAAAGCGAAAAGCUGAAAGGCUUCAUCAUGUUGCAUCUAUAUUGAAGAACAUAGCUCAAUCCAGAUUGAAAAGUGCUGCUGACAAGCACUGGAAUAAUGGUGCAUUGGAGGAUAUGAGCAUCUGGCAUGCCAACAUCUUCCCCUCACUCGAUUUAUCUCCUGACUGGAAAGUCAUUCAUUUGCUCAGGAGAAAAGUUUCUAAAAACAACGAUGAGGUAGCAAGCCGUAUAACACUUGAAAAGAAUGGGAAAACUCUCGGCUUUUUCCCUGGAGAAGUAUCAACAGAUCGCAUUAAUGCCAUUCAGGAAGCUUAUUGGAGUAUAGCUUCUGCACUUUCAGAAGCCGAUGGAAUUGACUAUACUGAUCCCGAAGAGCUGGAGUUACUGGUGGCAGCUCUUAUUGACCUCGAUGCAAUGGAUGGUAAAAGUAGUGUGUCUCUAUUGGCCGAGAGGGCACUGGCUAAUGCUUUAUCAGCUGCUCCGUCCAUGUGGACUCUUGGAAAUGCUGGCAUGGGUGCACUUCAGAGGCUGGCUGAGGAUAGCAAUCCAGCAAUAGCAGCGGCUGCAAGCAGAACCAUAAACGAACUGAAAAAACAGUGGGAAAUAGAGGAAGAGGACAGCUGGAGGUUCAUGUUGAACCAAACCUUAACACAAUCUCAAUUGAAUGAUGAUAAUGACGAGAAGGAAGACGAUGAUACUUGUGGGCCAGACUAGGAGGAAGCCCACAUUUUUCGUUAUGUAGAUAUUGGGAGGCCCAGAAGUAAUUUCACUUAGGAUCAUAAGUUAACUAAUUAAUGGACUUGAUGUGUGCUCUUGCUCUAUUUGUAAUUUUGUAUCAACAUAAUCAAAUAGCAGAAAGAAAUAAUGUUUCGCGCUGUUUGGUUUCAUGUGGAGCAACAAUGACAUGUUGCCUUUAUGAAUUUAGUGUGCUCUUGCUCUCUGCUCUCUAUGUAUCAACAUCAUCAAAUAGCAAAGAGAUAUAGUAUUUUGUGGUUUGGUUUCAUGUGGAUGCUAUGCUAGCAACAAUGACAUAUUGCCUUUAUGAAUCUGUUGUGCUUGUGGCUUUAGCGUAUAGUGAAUUGAGGAACUGUUGGGAGUAAGUGUGAUUGAUUUAGAAAAUUAGUAAGACUAUUGUAAGAUAAUCUUAAAAGCCCAUUAUCAGCAUCGAGCCCAUAUGUCGGUUUAUAGAAGCCUGACUAUUGUUGCCAUUUACUUUCUUUGGUUAUUU